AUGCAGGUUUGUUAUUGGGUGCUGAUUCUCAACUCUGGAGUUCUCUAAAACUCUGGUCAAACUGUUAUCAAAUGCAGAGCAAGUUGGAGGGAGGCCAGUGAAGCAUCCAGAGUGUGGAAUGGAGAAACAGAGAGGCACCAGGAGAGGAAAAGUAAAGAGACAGAGGUGGGAGGCAUAAGCACCACCUACCGUCACAAGCUGUGCACAUGCAGAAGGAGAGCUGAAAAGUUGGUCACUGGUGGAGAAAACUGCUUAUUUUGCAAACAGGGAAGCAAAGAAUUCCACUUAAUUUCACCAUGUAAACAGUUGGAUUGCUGA
Molecule: messenger RNA, 318 nt
Organism: Carlito syrichta (Philippine tarsier)
Lineage: Eukaryota; Metazoa; Chordata; Mammalia; Primates; Tarsiidae
Gene: PKD1L1-AS1
Product: chromosome unknown C7orf69 homolog
Source: RefSeq, a predicted model, not a curated record